Protopterus annectens (West African lungfish) is the source of this 2022-nucleotide messenger RNA. Its product is annotated as P2Y purinoceptor 12-like. Lineage: Eukaryota; Metazoa; Chordata; Ceratodontiformes; Protopteridae. Gene Ontology annotation, biological process: blood coagulation; G protein-coupled receptor signaling pathway. Gene Ontology annotation, molecular function: G protein-coupled purinergic nucleotide receptor activity. The record is from RefSeq and is a predicted model, not a curated record. The transcript is spliced from 3 exons. The coding region runs from base 1 to 1581 and encodes 526 amino acids. Gene Ontology annotation, cellular component: membrane.
AUGGAUAAACAUGUGAAUGUAUUCCAACAAACCAUCAUGAAAGAUUUUCACCAUCUUUUGGGUUCAGGAAACAUCUUGAGAGAGAACCUUAGCAUGGAUGAACAACAGGAACUAUUUGAUCUCAAAUCCAAUACCGAUAUUGUUAUUCUUCCAGCAGAUAAGGGUGGGGCUAUAGUCAUUAUGGAUUCCAGUUAUUACUGGGCUGAAGGUAUGCACAAUCCUUUAUUUGAUAUCAAUAUAAAGACUGGUGUGAAUCAGGAACUGAUUACAGACUGUAAUGAAGAAUUUGAUAACAUCUUUAGAGAAGUUGGGAAUGCAGCCUAUAAGCUCAAGAGGCUGCAAUGGCAGCGAUUUCACAUGGAAGCUUGUCUACAUCAUAAUGUGAUACCGAGGGGAUUGAGAAUUAGGUGUAUGCCCAGCUAUGGGAGCACCUACCCAAAUCUCCUGGCCAAAUGGCAGGAGAUUAACAUAGAGACAAGCUUCCGAUACAUGCAGCUGCUAAUAGACUACUUUAAGCCACAUGAAGAUGAGGUUUCUGCUCUUAUUGAAUUUCUGCACGAUGACAAUAAUUCUACUCCUCUAUUAUACAACACUACCACCUAUGCUUCAAGCAACUGUACAAGGGGCACAUGGAUAACUCAGCUGGUAUUUCCUGCCCUCUACUCAUUUCUGCUCCUUAUAGGACUUACUCUUAAUACUAUAGUAAUUUGGGCAUUCAUUCUAACACCCGACAAAUCAAAUUUCAUCAUAUUUCUAAAAAACAUUGUUGUUGCUGAUUCCCUUAUGAUUCUAACAUUUCUAUUUAAGAUUAUUAAUGAUUCUGGAGUUGGACCAAAGAGUCUUAGAGCAUUCAUUUGCCAGGUUUCAUCUGUUGUGUUUUAUUUUACAAUGUAUAUAAGUAUUGUUUUCCUUGGGCUAAUCACUGUUGAUCGAUAUAGGAAAACUGUCUUACCAUUUAAAAAAUCUGUCUUAAAUAUUUCAGGAGCCAAGCUGCUGUCUGCAGGAAUAUGGGUCACUAUGUUUUUCUUGUCCUUACCCAAUAUGAUUUUGAGCAACACAAAGCUAGCAAUGGAACAUUCUAUGAAAUGCUCUCACUUCAAAAGUGAGAUUGGGCUAACAUGGCAUGCAAUUACAGUAAGUGUUUGUCAAAUCAUAUUCUGGGUAAACCUUGGAAUUCUACUUGUAUGUUACUCACUCAUAACAAAAGAACUUUAUUAUUCAAACAAGAGAGUUAAAGGUUCCAGAAGACAAAGUAAAAGACAUAUAAAUACUAAUAUAUUUAUUGUGAUAACUGUAUUUUUUAUAUGUUUUGUGCCAUACCACUUUGCAAAAAUCCCGUAUACACUUAGCCAAACAAGAAAUGUUUUUAACUGUUCAGUCCAGAAUACACUGUUUUAUGUUAAAGAAAGUACUUUGUGGCUGUGUGCUUUAAAUGCAUGUCUAGAUCCACUGAUAUAUUAUUUUCUCUGCAAGUCAUUUAGACAAUCGCUUAAAAAAAUAUUUCAUCCUAAGUCAAAACAUAUCCCUUUACAAAAGCACGCAAAGUCAAUGAAGCUAGAAACUGAUAACGCCGAAUGUUGAAUACUUGUUCAUUCAUUGAAAGAAAUUGUCUGAAAGAUGUGAAUAUGGAAUCCUCUUUCACCUGUCUUUAAUAACUGCAACUGAUGAAUCUCUGAAUUAAUUUCACAAUCGAGUAGAAUGAAAAAAUGGUGAGAGCCUUUCUGCAAAAUGAACAAGAUGAAUCACCACACAGCCUAUGCAACCAGAUGUUGCAGUACCAGCACAAAUAAUUGAAUUGCCUUUUCCAGAAUGAAGAAGGCUGAAAAAAUAUUGCCACAAAGCAAAGGUAAUGCUAGUAGAACAUGAAGCUUAGCUAUUCCAAAUACUGCUGUACAGAGUUUGUGAUCCCCUGUCUUGACAAGCUCAGACACUGUUUUAUGCAAGGCACUGUAAUCAAAAACUCAAAAAUCCUAGUAAAAACUAUUGUGAUAGACUGUGACUCUGAGUGUACAUAAAACAAGC